AUGGAAAACAAUCCUUCUGUAUGGAAAUCCAGCUCUAAAGCACAGCUGGUUCAUUCAUUUCCAACUAGGUUCACACAAGUUUCCUUCUCGUUUGGUUCAGAGAUCGAUAUUUUGGAUGGGGGCUUCUGGUCUUCCGCUUCAAAAGAAGACAUAAAGAAAUCCCUAGCAAAAGCUUUAGAGGACGACAAAGAGACUAAUCAGUCUCUCUUUCAAUAUUCUCUUGAUCCAGACUUUUCAGACAUUGAUACGAACAUCGAUAUGCAGGAAACCUGA
Molecule: messenger RNA, 273 nt
Organism: Dovyalis caffra
Lineage: Eukaryota; Viridiplantae; Streptophyta; Magnoliopsida; Malpighiales; Salicaceae
Source: the annotation of a GenBank genome assembly